AUGUUCGAGUUGGUGACCUACGCCUACAACGGCGUCCUCACGGCAGUUUACCGCGGCUUUAAAAUACAGAAGGAAACGCCCAAGACACUCACGGACCCCGGCACCUUUCUCGCCGGAGCGGUCGCCGGCGGCCUCGGUCGCGUGGCAGCACUGCCGUGUGACCAAGGGGGUCCAAAGGGCAUCAUGCAGACUGUGGGCCGCCGCAUGCCGCAAUUCGGUUUCCUUAUGAUGUUCUACUGUCCUAUAGCUCACAAGCUACUCCCCGGGCUCGAGGAGGACCCGUUGUCAAAGAUGCUGACCACCUUCAUGGUUGGCGCAUUUGCCGGGGUCAACAUGCGCGUGGUGUGCAACCCCAUCUCGCGCGUCAUGGAUGAGAGCCGCCGCACUGGCAAGUCGCCCAUCGACGCUGCCCGCUUAAUGAAGAACAAGACGAUUUUGCAGUUCUGGUACACGACGCCGAAUCUGAUCGCGAACGCCAUGUACUUUGGCACGCUCUUCACGGUCUUUGAAGGCCUGCGUCGUUUUCACGAGCGCAACUUUGCACCGAUUGUGCAGAACGAGUCUGCCGAGGAGGCGUUUGCGGUGGGGGAAGGGAUACAGGAGCAGCCUGUUGGACAGCGUACGCGCCACCGCAGGCCUGCAGUGGUGGACCAUAACUGGAACUGGGAGAACUACACCACUACGGUGGCCUCAAACUUUGUCUUAGGUGGGGCGGCGGCGACCGUGGCUUCUACCGUGUGCUACCCUCUUAGUGCACAUCAGUACAUGCAGACCGUGAUUCACGACUCGGCCAUCUGCCGCGGGCUCACACCAACGUUGCUGAAGGAGGUGCCGAUGAUGGCCGUCAUGUUCGGCGCGUUCUCUGCCAUCCAGCCUCUCUUGGCGCCGCGUCACGGUGUGCGGUGCGGCUUCGGCUACUAA
Molecule: messenger RNA, 921 nt
Organism: Leishmania mexicana MHOM/GT/2001/U1103
Lineage: Eukaryota; Euglenozoa; Kinetoplastea; Trypanosomatida; Trypanosomatidae
Exons: 1
Coding region: 1-921 (306 amino acids)
Molecular function (GO): ATP transmembrane transporter activity
Source: RefSeq, a predicted model, not a curated record